CCAUAUCCAAGAAGGUUUCAGGCUGAACAUCUUUCCUAACAUAAUUCCUGGCCAGGCUGCCUCUCUUCUCCUUUCCCAAACUAAAGACUGCGCCUUUCACUGUUUCAGGCUAAAACCCUAACAUCCUCCCCUAAUACAAACCCUAGCCAGGUUGGCUCUCAUUCUCCAUCCCUCCCCAAUCAAUUCCCUGAGAAGAAAAUGGACAACUCAACCCAAGAAUCUCCCCUUAGAUCCGACACCUCUGUCGCCUACGAAUCUCCCUACCCUCUCUACGCCAUGGCCUUUUCUUCUUCUGCCUCCAGGACCCCCCACCACCACCGCGUCGCCGUCGGUAGCUUCAUCGAGGAGUACAACAACAGGGUCGACGUCAUCUCCUUCGACGACGAAACCCUCACCCUCAAGCCCCAUCCCGGCCUCUCCUUUGACCACCCCUACCCUCCCACCAAGCUCAUGUUUCGUCCCAACUCCUCCGACAUCCUCGCCUCCUCCGGCGACUAUCUCCGCCUAUGGGAAGUUCGCGAAAACUCGAUCGAACCCGUCUCGGUCCUCAACAACAGCAAAACCAGCGAGUUCUGCGCUCCCUUGACUUCGUUUGAUUGGAACGAAGUGGAGCCUCGGAGGAUUGGGACUUGUAGCAUUGACACAACUUGCACAAUUUGGGAUGUCGAGAGGGGUGCUGUUGAGACUCAGCUUAUUGCCCACGAUAAAGAGGUUUACGACAUUGCUUGGGGCGAAGCAGGGGUUUUUGCUUCGGUUUCAGCCGAUGGGUCUGUGAGGAUGUUCGAUUUGAGGGAUAAGGAGCAUUCCACUAUUAUAUACGAGAGCCCCCAGCCUGAUACGCCAUUGUUGAGGCUGGCUUGGAACAAGCAGGAUUUGAGGUACAUGGCGACCAUAUUGAUGGACAGUAACAAAGUUGUAAUCUUGGACAUUCGAUCUCCUACGAUGCCUGUUGCUGAGCUGGAGAGACACCGGGCCUGUGUGAAUGCCAUUGCCUGGGCGCCGCAGAGCUCUAGGCAUAUUUGCUCGGUGAGUGAUGAUACACAGGCGCUUAUGUGGGAGUUGCCCACGGUAGCUGGACCAAAUGGGAUUGAUCCAGUGUCUGUGUACUCGGCUGGGUCUGAAAUUAAUCAGCUGCAGUGGUCUGCGGCACAGCCUGAUUGGGUUGCAAUUGCUUUUUCAAUGAAGAUGCAGCUCCUAAAAGUUUGAGGCAUUGCACAAACCAAAUGUAAGGCAUUAAGUAUUCAGAAGUAAAUAUAGCUUGCAAAGGCAUGAGUCAUGAGUGGGAUACUAAUGUUGAAAUUAGAGUUUCAUUUGAAAUCUUCUGGCUUUCAUACGAGACAUGCGACAAGAAUGAUGGCUUUUGCACCUUGUAGGGGUUGAGAUGAGGUGAUAUGCAUGAGCAUGUACUUACUUAUGCUUGGAGCCUUUCAAUUUGUGUGCAUUGUGUCAAUGACUGGAAAGAGAAGAUGACAAAAGCACGGGAUCACUUUUUUUUUUUUUUUUAAAUCUUGCAAAUAUCAUGCCUCUUUUUCUUUCUCU
Messenger RNA from Malania oleifera, 1539 nucleotides. RefSeq names its product protein TRANSPARENT TESTA GLABRA 1-like. The transcript has 2 exons. NCBI's taxonomy places the organism in Eukaryota, Viridiplantae, Streptophyta, Magnoliopsida, Santalales, Ximeniaceae. Gene Ontology annotation, cellular component: nucleus. Gene Ontology annotation, molecular function: protein binding. The record is from RefSeq and is a predicted model, not a curated record. The coding region runs from base 199 to 1206 and encodes 335 amino acids.